UAACCACCUUCUUCUCUGCUCCGUUUCGCUCUCUACAACUUCCGUCACUUAUUCUGAGAGCAGAAGCAGCAGCAACAAAGUCACAGUGGAGCACUACUAUGAAACGCUGUGUCCCGACAGUUAUCAGUCGGAAUCAUCUUCAAAUCGGAAUCAUCUUCAUCAACUAUCUGAAGCUCUAUCCCUUCGACAACGCCAGGAUUGGAUCCGACAGCACCAUCACUUGCCAGCUUUCCUAGUCCAAUGGCUUCCUCUCGGCUCGAACGUAGAACCCUUUCUUUUUCUCUUCCGUCUUGCCUCUUCUUGGUUGUGUUCACACCCCCUUCGUCUUCUGCAGACAGAACUCCACCCUUGGAUUCUGGUAAAGUUUCGCUGGCUUUGUAUUAUGAGUCCCCUUGCCCCUACAGCGCCAACUUCAUUGUGAAUUACCUUGUCAAGCUCUUCAAAGACGAGCUGAUCUCCAUUGUUGAUCUCAAGCUUUCUCCUUGGGGUAAUGCCAAGCUCAGAAGCAAUGACACAUUCACUUGCCAGCAUGGUCCAUCUGAAUGUUUAUUGAACACUGUGGAAGCCUGUGCAACUGAGAUCUGGUCUGCACUGAAUGAUCUUUUCCUUUCGUUUAUUGCGCCAAGAGUUUGGUUUAUGAGCACAAGUAGCCCCAGUGGGAGUCAUGUUACAAGAAACUGGGCUUGGAUUCAAAGCCUAUUACUGAAUGCUACGGCAGUGGACAUGCAUGGUAAAGAGCUUGAGCUACAAUAUGCAGCUGAAACCAGUGCAUUCCAGCCUCCGCAUCAGUAUGUGCCGUGGGUAGUUGUGGAUGGAAAGCCACUUUAUGAGGACUACGAAAACUUUCUGAGCUAUGUCUGCAAUGCCUGUAACGGCACCACUGCGCUCAAGGCUUGCAGUAAAUUUUCUCUCGGUACCAUCCAUAAGAAAAGUUCAAAAUCUACGCGUUCAGUUGGCUGCGACAAGGGAAAUAUGGCAGUAGUAUUAGGAAGAAUAGGAUCGACCAUAACAUCGUGGAUGCGUCAAAUGAACCUGGCUAUUUUGAUAUAGACGUUUAUGGUGUAAGAGCUUGAAGUUCAUGUAGCUUGUUCAUAUUUCCCGUUUCCAGUGGAGUGCGGAUGCUUGUGAGUUGGUUGGUGCUGAACUAAGACGCUGUUGCUGGGAAUUUGUUUUUCUCAUUACUAUUCUCAAUCGAUAUACAGGAAUAGAAAUAUGUAGUGUAAAAGCAUGUCUGUUUAUUUAAUUUGAAUUUAUAACACAGUAGAUUUUAAUAUUGAAUUUUUUUUUAAGCUGGAGAGCAA
Messenger RNA from Pyrus x bretschneideri (Chinese white pear), 1301 nucleotides. RefSeq names its product gamma-interferon-responsive lysosomal thiol protein-like. The transcript has 7 exons. NCBI's taxonomy places the organism in Eukaryota, Viridiplantae, Streptophyta, Magnoliopsida, Rosales, Rosaceae. Bases 241 to 1050 code for a protein of 269 amino acids. The record is from RefSeq and is a predicted model, not a curated record. Gene Ontology annotation, molecular function: oxidoreductase activity, acting on a sulfur group of donors, disulfide as acceptor.